GAUAAAUGUUUUAUAUUAAAUGAUUCUCAAUAAAUAAUUAAAUUUACACAAUUAAACAAAAAGCAAAGUUAAUAUAUACAUCAAAACAAUAAACUUUUAAGGUAGACAUAGCUUACAUCAAUACAAUAACAGGUGAGACUUAUACCAAGUUAAGCUUUGUACAUCAUGGACUACUACUGUCAUCCUAGCUACUAAACACAAGGUCACCUGUCAGUAAAUCUGUGACUAGAGAUGUCAUUGUCAUGUCAUAGUCAACACUGUCAGUUUCCAAUUCAUCAGGUCCCCAAUGUACCAUCAGCAGAACCUGUUCUAGUCUCCAAGAUGCGUUUUAAAUGUCAUGUGUCCACUUGCAACCGCCUCCUGCCAUCUCUAAACUUGAAAAAGCCCAACAGAUCUCAGUAUACCCAAGUGUCUAUUGGUGUUAAGCCUUCAGCCAGUCACCAGGAUGGGCGCAUCGUUCUCAUGCUGUGCACAACACAAAAUAUGAACGGCACAAAAUAUUUGCUGUACAGAAAUGUGGAACAAAUAUUCUCCAAAUUUCUGAAUGAAGGAAAAGUGACAUUGAGAUUGUCGUCACCUUCUGAAGAUAUUUCAUUCAGCAAAGCGGACCCCAACGACCUGAAGUUGUUUGUGCAGCUGGUGAGGCUGGCAGCGGAGGGGAAGGAGCUGCCUACAAAGGCCAUGAGCACGUUAGCGCCAGCCACAGGCAAGCAGAUAGAGAAACCUGUCACCAGUCUACACGUGGACAAACCCUCGCAGUACCCCAUGGCAUUCCCUAAAUCUCUCAAACAUUUGGCGAUCACCUGUUGCUCGCUGCGCCGCAUCAGUGCCCAGGUGACAGCCCUGACCCACCUGGCCUGCCUGAACCUGAGCAGCAACCAGAUCAGCCAGGUCCCCGAGGCCCUGGGUCAGCUGGUCAACCUUGACACCUGUGACCUGUCUGACAACAAACUGACCAGUUUCCCCCCUGUAUUUUACACCUCUCAGCUGCGACACACGCUGGCCUCAGUCAACCUCAAGGCCAACACAAUACAAACUCUACCUUCAGAGAUAGCACAGCUGGUGAAGCUCCACACCUUGAAUGUCAGCCACAACCAGCUGAAGAGAGUCCCUGAGAGCGUGGCCCGCAUGAAGACACUGCGCCACCUCUUCCUGUCAGACAACAUGCUGGACUUCCUGCCUGGCUCCCUGCUCACCCGCACCCUGGAGACUGCUGACUUCAGCAAUAACAGCUUCCUACAUGGCUUCAAGGGAGGGGAGGCAACUUGUUUUCCUGUUCCUUCUUUAGCAGAAUCAGCAGCAAGAGUUAUUGUUCAUUCCAGAGUGCCUUACAGUGAGCUGGACCUGGAUGUGUUUUCUAUCCGCUACAUUUCCCAAGGUCAUGUCUGCUUGUGUGGGCGGCCAUGUUUUGAGUCCAGCGUGUCACAGAUCCAGAAGAGAAGACAACCCUGUACCCUGAGCUACAGUGGUGAGGAGUUCCCUUAUCUUGUUUAUUUCUGCUCUAGGAGGUGUCUGCUGAGGUUCCACACUGUCCAGCCUUGACCUCCUGACCUUUGCUUGUGAGGACACCUAGUGUCUGCUGAGGUUCCACACUGUCCAGCCUUGACCUCCUGACCUUUGCUUGUGAGGACACCUAGUGUCUGCUGAGGUUCCACACUGUCCAGCCUUGACCUCCUGACCUUUGCUUGUGAGGACACCUAGUGUCUGCUGAGGUUCCACACUGUCCAGCCUUGACCUCCUGACCUUUGCUUGUAAGGACACACACUGGAGCUAUACAAGGGGCUGUGAGAGAGCUCAAUGGCCAACAGGUUGUCAAAUGUGUGGGAGACCUCAGCCAAAUGUGUGGGGACCUCAGUCAAAUUGUGUGGGGACCUCAGUCAAAUGUGUGGGAGACCUCUCUAGGACAGUACAAAGUGUUAACUUGAGCCAAAUUUUGCCUGGACAUACAGUGUACAUUUGUAUCUUAACUGUCUCAAGUAGAAUAAGUUAAUUCAUGCUUCACAGCAUGGGAACUAGGAUGGGGGGGGGGGGAGCAGACAUAAAGUCUGCACACCCUUGACUAACACCAGACAGUAUAAAGGAGAGAUUGAUGUAGCCUGAUCAUUUUCUGUAUGACUGACUGAGUGAUGUAGCCCAAAUAUGCUCUGUAUGACUGACUGAUUGAAAUUGUCAGACCAUACUGUAGAACGAGACAUUUGGACUCAGGGGUCUAACAAAAUCCAUAUAUUGUUCUCUCCCUGCUCUGUCUUCUUGCUCUGCGACUUUUUAAGGCAGGGGAGGCAAUUAAAGUUAUUUAAAAAUUAAAGCCCUAGACUAGUGAGUUAAUUUCUCCUGAGAGAUUUGCAAUCUGUAGAGAAAAUUAUUGCUGCACAUGUUUUGUCACUCAACACAAGCUGGUGUG
Messenger RNA from Physella acuta, 2401 nucleotides. RefSeq names its product leucine-rich repeat protein 1. The record is from RefSeq and is a predicted model, not a curated record. Gene Ontology annotation, molecular function: protein binding. Lineage: Eukaryota; Metazoa; Mollusca; Gastropoda; Physidae. Gene Ontology annotation, cellular component: cytoplasm.